Molecule: messenger RNA, 939 nt
Organism: Chelonia mydas (Green sea turtle)
Lineage: Eukaryota; Metazoa; Chordata; Testudines; Cheloniidae
Product: putative olfactory receptor 52P1
Exons: 1
Coding region: 1-939 (312 amino acids)
Biological process (GO): G protein-coupled receptor signaling pathway
Cellular component (GO): membrane
Molecular function (GO): G protein-coupled receptor activity; olfactory receptor activity
Source: RefSeq, a predicted model, not a curated record
AUGGCAGUUUUCAAUCUCACCCCCUCUGAUGCUUCAACAUUCAUCCUAACAGGCAUCCCUGGCCUGGAAGCUGCCCAUGUCUGGAUUUCCAUCCCUUUCUCUAUGUUCUACAUUAUCAGCCUGUUGGGAAAUUUCAUGGUUCUGUUUGUUGUAGGCAAAGAGGAGACCCUGCACAAGCCGAUGUUCCUGCUGUUCUGCAUGCUGGCGCUCACAGACAUCAGCAUGUCUACCUCAGUUGUGCCGAAGGCACUGAGUAUAUUUUGGGUCAAUUUAAAAGGAAUUACUGUGGGUGGCUGCCUCAUCCAGAUGUUCUUCCUUCAUGCAGCUUCUGUUAUGCACUCAGCCGUCCUUGUGACAAUGGCCAUCGAUCGCUAUGUUGCCAUAUGUAACCCUCUGAGAUACGCCACCAUCCUCACCAACACACGAAUAGCUAAGCUAGGGCUAGUGGGUUUGACAAGAGCUGUUCUCUUCAUGAUGCCCCUGCCACUGCUCCUGAGCAGGCUGCCAUUCUGUGCCAACCGCAUUAUCCCCCACAUGUACUGCGAAUCUAUAGCUGUGGCAAAGAUAUCGUGUGGGGACAUCACAGUCAACAAUAUGUACGGCUUGGCGAUGGCGUUUCUAGUCAUUGGGUUAGAUCUGACCCUCAUUGCCCUGUCCUACAGUCUGAUCAUGAGGGCUGUCCUAAGAAUCUCCUCUAAGGAAGCCCACCAGAAAGCUCUCAACACCUGCACAGCCCACAUCUGUGUGAUGCUGAUGUCUUAUACUCCCUUCCUGUUCUCCAAUGUGACCCAUCGAUUUGGUCAGGCCAUUGCUCCCCACAUUCACAUCAUCUUGGGCAACUUCUAUAUCCUCAUCCCCCCCAUGCUCAACCCUAUCAUUUAUGGGGUGAAAACCAAAGAGCUUCGUGAAAAAGUAGGCAAAUACAUCUGCAGAAUGUAA